GUGAGGAUAAUAAAUCGUGGUAUAGCUACCUCUCUCACUCCACCGAGGGCCGUGUAGAUUAUGCCUUGCGGUAUAGUUCCAGUUUUAACCUAAUUUCGCACCGCUGGCACUAGCUUGUGUCGUGGCAUCCUAAUGGUAAAUCGGCUCGGUUCUAGACGCCUGUUGUACACCGCGUGCCUACCCGUCGUUGUCGCAGCCGUUUGAUAAUUACAGCAGAUUCUCUAAUCUUUCCUUCAUCGCUAGUCGCCGACUAACCUAGUCCCAUAAUAGUUCAUCCCACCUGACUUCCUUCUGUACGCGUUUGCUGACGACUCGCUUCGCGAACUCCACGUCAACCUCAGGCUUCCCGCUAGCUGUGCCGUGCGAAAUAGCAUCUCCGGUGUUACCCUACGAAGCACAAGUCGCCAUCAUGAAUACGCGAUAAGGAAACCACAAAUGCUUCGUCGGUGCAGGCAGUGUUGAGUUGCCCCGAUUAGUUCGUCCCACCUGCCGCGUUUUUCCGUUACUCGCUCGCACUGGGUCUCACGCGAAUACUACCUCCACUUCGGGAGGCGUACAGUAUUUCGCGUAGAAGAUUCUUUAAGACUUGAGCAGGUUUUUUUAACUUAAAAACAAAGUUCAGGUCACUCUUCGGCGCGGUCUGAUUGGAGGCUGAGGGAGCGACGAGAUAGAAUGACGUCAGGCCUGCGUCAGCAACGGCUCUGUGGGACGUCAGCAUGACGAAGGUCUACCAGGCUUGGAAAGGCAGCAAUCGUUUCUUGUGCUGGGGUCGUUUCAUCUUCGGGCCGGACGUCCGUUCGCUGCUGGUCUCCGUCGUCCUCAUCCUCGCCCCCGGCACUCUCUUCUGCGUCUUCGUCGCUGCGCCCUACAAUGGCAAGCUCCCGGGUGGCGUCGCCGUCCUCCCCGUGUCCAUCUGCUUCGUUGUCUGGAAUCUCUUUAUCCUUCUCGUCACAGCCAGCAGGGACCCUGGCAUCUUGCCUCGCAACUUGGUACCCCCCCAGCCAGAUGAGGAGGGGGGGGGCGGGGAGCAGCAAGCAGGAGGGCCGCCAAAGAAGCUUCCACGAACCAAGGAGGUGGUGGUUAACGGGCACACAGUUAAAGUCAAGUACUGCGACACGUGCUUGCUCUAUAGGCCGCCCAGAUGCUCGCACUGUAGCAUAUGCGACAACUGCAUAGAGAGAUUCGACCACCACUGCCCGUGGGUGGGGCAAUGCAUUGGCAGGCGAAACUACCCCUUCUUUUUCCUCUUCGUCACCACCACCACCCUCCUCUGCCUCUUUGUCUUCACCCUCUCUGCUUUCUACAUCAAGCUGCUCGUCGACAACUCCUACCCGGGGGCCAGCGGGGAGAGCAUUUCCCUGCUGGCGGCGCUGGGGAAGGGGUACAUGGCGGCGGUGCUGAUGGUCUACACGUUUAUCAUGGUGUGGUUCGUGGGCGGACUAACGGGGUUCCACUCCUUUCUAAUUUCUCGCAACCAGACCACCUACGAGAAUUUCAGAGCGCGAUACGAGAAGAAAGCAAACCCCUACAACAUCGGCUGCCCCCGCAACUGGCUCUCCGUCCUCUGCUCUCGCAUUCCCCCCUCCCGCCACAAUUUCCGAGCCGACGCCCCCGAGCCUCCCCCCGCCGUUCCACCCCUAGCCAGCUCUGCUUCUUCCUCUGGUAACCCUGUUCUGUUACCGAGUAGCAACGGGCAUCCGCAGGGGAACGGAGUGCCUUUUAUGAAUGGGCUGGUUCCGUAUGCGCCCUAUGCUUCCACCUCGUCAGACCCUGCAGCAGCAGCAGCAGCAGCAGGGGUAGCAGGAGUGGCAGGAUCGGCUUUUGCUGCUGCACCAGUAGCAAGGGUGGGGUCUGGAAGAGGAGAAGGAGGGUUAGGAGGAGGAGGGGGGGGGCAGGGAGAGGGGGGAGGAAUGGGUGCGACAGACCUAGCAGCAGUCGACGAAUCAGACGCUCCCAUUCUUCCCGCCGUGCGCAACCGCCUCUCCCGACCCAACUCUCGCCGAAGCUCCCCAGCCUCCAAACCAGGGUCUCGCCGAGCCUCCCCAGUCGGCUCGUGGAAGGGCUCCCCAGGGCUUGGCUCGAAGCGUAACUCCCCCCAUAACCACCACACAUCGUCUCGUCUUAGCUCUCCCGCCCUUUCUGGUAGAUCUCCACGCACUAAGCAGCAGUCAGAGAAUGACUUAGUAGAGGCAACUAGACUGACAGACGACGAAGGAGGGCGGAUUGCGGACCAAAUAGUAGAGCUGGGGAGAGUGCCUGAUGAUUAUAUGUCGUGUGAGGGGGAGGAGGAGUGUGUGGAUAGUAGUGGUGUGCCGAGGAGUGUGAGUGGGGGUGGGAGGAGGAGUGGGAGUGGGAGGAGGAGUGGGAGUGGGAGGCGGAGAGGGGAAGAGAUAGUACCUCUGGAGGUUGGAAGUGGGGCGGGAGGGGUUGGGUGUGGUGGCAGUGGGUUCGCUGAUGGUAGUGAUUUUAGGGAGGGUGGUCAUGGGGAGGGGAGAGGGGAUGGAGUGGGUGGUGGUGGGGAUGUGGUGGUUGACGUGCCACAUGUAGCAUGAGGCUUUGACAUGGGAGAACACUGUCAGGUCAGUGGGACUCCGUCAAUUCGUUUCUCUAGUGUAGACCAGCUACCGUUGGUUUGUUCGAUGUUUGUGUUGUUACUUGUGUAUUAUUUUGCGACAAUUAACUGCCUGUCCUGCACAAUCUAAUUCUGCUGUUGGAAAUACCUCA
This is a messenger RNA of Closterium sp. NIES-67, 2724 nucleotides long. Lineage: Eukaryota; Viridiplantae; Streptophyta; Zygnematophyceae; Desmidiales; Closteriaceae. The record is from the annotation of a GenBank genome assembly.